AUGGCAGGGUCCAAAAUCACGCUUGGCUCACUGUUGGGUUUGUUCGAUCUCGCCGAUGGAUCAAACCGACAACAGGCUGAGGCUGCAUUGGUGAGCCGUGACCUGCUUGGAAGCCUGUUGGGGCACUUGCGCCUGGGCAUAUCGGUUGAAGAGGCCGAUGAGCUGCUUACAGCGAUAUCAGCUAGUUCUGGCAAGCGCUCUGGUGGAUCUGGCACUGUCCAACUGGCUUUGCUCUACGACAUGAUCGAUCGUGCUGGCCAACCUGAGAUGGAGGGUCUGGUAGUUGAGCUGCGGGAAGCCGCAAGACAGCGGCUGUGGGGAAAGGGGUCCUGCAUCAUGAACGCUGCUGGUUCGGCUGCUGACGAUUGGCUUCCAGAAGUGGAUUUCAGAAAAGGUUUAAAAGCUGCCAUGGCAGACAUAUGGGCAGUGCCAGGCUCCCUUCCAGAGGAUGACGAGGAUCGCUUGGUUCUGCUGGCAGAAAAGGAUGCCGAAGGACGCAUUCUAUGGCGACCAUUCGUGCAGGUUCUAUGCAGCUGGCCAGAUUUGGACGCGGUCAGUGAAGUCACCGAGGAGGUGCCACCAUCGCCUGCUGUGAAAAACAAGCCCCGGUCGCCCUCACCGGCAGCAGCCGUGGCAAGCACCACUGCAGCAGGGACACAGCAAAGCUGGCGGUCGCAAAAGGCUGCCCAAAAAGAAGGGCGUGGGGUGAUAGCCGCAGCUGGCAAAACGGGCUAUGCAAAUCAGCCGCUGUCACCACAAAGCCAACCUCGUGGUUUUUGCUGUUUUCGGCGUCGCAGUUUGUGA
Messenger RNA from Symbiodinium natans, 804 nucleotides. The record is from the annotation of a GenBank genome assembly. NCBI's taxonomy places the organism in Eukaryota, Dinophyceae, Suessiales, Symbiodiniaceae.